This is a messenger RNA of Callithrix jacchus (white-tufted-ear marmoset), 5522 nucleotides long. Lineage: Eukaryota; Metazoa; Chordata; Mammalia; Primates; Cebidae. The record is from RefSeq and is a predicted model, not a curated record.
UACCCGUCCGCCCCGCCAGCCUCCCCAGCUUUGGCAGGGAAGGAGUUAACCUCCAGCCUUCUCAGCGUGAGUGUGGAGCUAUUAAUACCCACAGCCCAGUCAGUCUGCCAGAGAAGCCACUGGAGCUGGGGAGAGCAGGGAGCCGGGGAAGCCGCCAGCCGCCCGAGCUGGAACCGGGACUCCAGGGGCCAAAACUUUUCUCGAUGACGACGUGGGCACCGUGCCAGCCUCACCUGGCCCUUGCCCAUCUGUCAGCUGCAGGUCCCAACCCUCUCUCCUGGAGGCCACCCGUGCCACCCACCCCAGCCGAGAACAAACUUUCUUCCUUUGCGGCUGUGCUGGCUGGACAGGGAGGAGCAGACGACUGGACAGACAAGGGCACUGGGAUACAGGACACUGUAAGCCUGCCCUCCCAGGCCCGCCUCUGACAGACAGCCACAGAGUGGGCAGCUGGGGGGCCUAGGGCUCCACAGGGGCAGUGGGGGCCCUGCCGGACCUCCGACCACCUACCAGCCACCUUGGAGUCCAGGUAGCUGGACACUGCUUCCCAGGGCCCAGCCCUUUGGCUGGAACACCCUCGGGUCAAGACAGGAGCCCCCACCAGACAGAGCCCCCUCGGCUCCUCCACCCACCGAAGCGACGGGCAACCUGAGUGAGAAGGCACAGGUGGCGGGCGGGCAGGUGCGGAGCCCUGAGGCCGACGGGCUGCUGACCCUGGAGCACCCUGGCUCAGGGACUUCUGCCCAGGCUGGGGACGAUGCUGUGGAGGCCACCCCCAUCCACCCCUGCCCUGUCCUGGAGCUGCCUCCAGCCUGGCCCAUGGGCUGUGGAGUCGAUGAUGUACCGGCCUUCUGCUUCAUCUGCUUCCACAGGGAGGAGGAGGAGGAGCUGCUGGAAGAAGUCCCACUGCGGAGGCCAACACCUUAUUAAGGACACCCUUGGAAUCUGCCCAUGCUAGGGACAUAGCACAAGUCUAGUGGCCUGAGGGAGAAGACCUGGGCUUGGGGACAGAGAAUCUCUUGGGAUCCCAGCAUGAGAGUCAGAAAGGCCUUCCUGGCAUCACUUGGUACAACCUCGAGCCCCCGACUGCGUCCCCAGCAGAUGAGCAUCUAGCCUCGCUUCUCCACCCCUGCUCUGGAGACUGGGAAGUCCAAGAUCAAGGCACCAGCAUUUGAGAUGAAGUUCUCACUGUGUUACCCAGACUGAUCUUGAACUCCUGGGCUCAAGCAAUCCACCUGCCUUGUCCUCCCGAUCCAACUUCUGGGAUUGCAGGCACAAGCCAUCAUGCCUGGCGUUCUUUGCGGGGAGAAGAUGAGCGUGGGCUGCCCAGAGCCUGAGCCGCCCCGCUCCCUGCCCUGCUGUGGGCCGGGGACUGCCCCGGGACCUGGAGCAGGCGUGCCCCUUCUCACUGAAGACAUGCAGGCCCUGACCCUCCGCACACUGGCCGCCAGCGAUGUCACCAAGCAUUACGAACUAGUCCGGGAGCUGGGCAAAGGCACCUACGGGAAGGUUGAUCUGGUGGUCUACAAGGGCACAGGCACAAAAAUGGCACUGAAGUUUGUGAACAAGAGCAAAACCAAGCUGAAGAACUUUCUGCGGGAGGUGAGCAUCACCAACAGCCUCUCCUCCAGCCCCUUCAUCAUCAAGGUUUUUGACGUCGUCUUUGAGACAGAGGACUGCUACGUCUUUGCCCAGGAGUACGCACCUGCUGGGGACCUGUUUGACAUCAUCCCUCCCCAGGUGGGGCUCCCCGAGGACACGGUGAAGCGCUGCGUGCAGCAGCUGGGCCUGGCGCUGGACUUCAUGCACGGGCGGCAGCUGGUGCACCGCGACAUCAAGCCAGAGAACGUGCUGCUGUUCGACCGCGAGUGCCGCCGCGUGAAGCUGGCCGACUUCGGUAUGACGCGCCGCGUGGGCUGCCGCGUCAAGCGCGUGAGCGGCACCAUCCCCUACACGGCGCCCGAGGUGUGCCAGGCGGGCCGCGCCGACGGUCUGGCGGUGGACACGGGCGUGGACGUGUGGGCUUUCGGCGUGCUCAUCUUCUGUGUGCUCACCGGCAACUUCCCGUGGGAGGCGGCCUCGGGCGCCGACGCCUUCUUCGAGGAGUUCGUGCGCUGGCAGCGGGGACGCCUGCCGGGGCUGCCGUCGCAGUGGCGCCGCUUCACCGAGCCUGCGCUGCGCAUGUUCCAGCGCCUGCUGGCCCUGGAGCCCGAGCGCCGCGGCCCGGCCAAGGAGGUGUUCCGCUUCCUCAAGCACGAGCUCACGUCCGAGCUGCGCCGCCGGCCCUCGCACCGCGCACGCAAGCCGCCCGGGGACCGCCCGCCCGCCGCCGGGCCACUGCGCCUCGAGGCGCCCGGGCCGCUCAAGCGGACAGUGCUGACCGAGAGCGGCAGCGGCUCCCGGCCCACGCCCCCCGCCGUCGGGGCGGUGCCCGUGCCCGUGCCGGUGCCGGUACCUGUGCCGGUGCCGGUGCCGGUGCCCGAGCCCGGCCUGGCUCCCCCGGGGCCCCCCGGCCGGACCGACGGCCGCGCGGACAAGAGCAAAGGGCAGGUGGUGCUAGCCACGGCCAUCGAGAUCUGCGUCUGAGCCCCACCGCCCUCUGACCGGGGAACAGCCCGGGGCGCCCCAAGCCGGUGCCGGGUAAGGCGGUGGGGAAUGGAGCCGCCUCGCCGCGGGGCACGGGGCGCAGCGGUAGACUAGGCGGGACGCGGCCGGGCGCCUGGUCCGUCCCGACGGGCUGGUGAAGGGGCCACCAGAGACCGCUGGCGCGGCCUGGUGGGCGGGGACUUCACCCAGAGGAGCCAAGCCCCAUAGACCCAAGAAUUCGGAGCCCCCCAACACACACACACACACACACACACACACGCACGCUAGGAGCAAGGGAGCUCUCGGGCCACACUUCCAGAAACCGCCAUGAGCCCUGCAACCCUGGACUCGUUGCUCCUGGCCCUCCAUACCCCCUGGCAGAUCAUCCUGCGGUCCCACCCCAGUUCCCCUCCUCCUGGCCGUCCCACUCUGCCCCUCCCUACCCUGGGCACAGAAAGGGACUGAAGUGUUGGGCAGAGAGGGGGCCUAAGGCCCCUGGGCACUGGCUGGGAUCAGGGCAGUGAGCAGAGGGCAGCUGUGCCCUGCCCUUCUGGAGGCUGGAGAGGAGAGGCAAGCCCCUGGAAAAUGUAGCAAAUGUCUGCAUGUCGUAUAAGUGCGUGUAUGUGCAGGACAGCCUCCAAGGAGCUAGUGACUCCUGCACACCCCCAUUGCACGGAUGAAAUCACAGCCCAGGAAGGAGGGCAGCUUGGCACUCGCUGAGAAGCAGAGCUCUCUCCCCUCCCUCCCCCUUCUCCUCCCCCCAACCACAAGGGUUUGUCCUGACAACUUCCGGGGAUAGAAGGGCUCACAGGGCAGGGAUCUCGGCUGCCCCGGCAUCCUUAAGUCAGGGGAGUGAAUGCGAAGCUGAAGGCAGGGCCCAGCUCCCCCUGCCGGCCGCACCUUCCCAGGCCCAGGGACCUCCGCUGGGUCCUCCCAGCCCUCGCCGCCCCAGCCUAGAAAAAGUAGCUUGGGCUUCCGGCAGGUGGCGAGAUGGUUCAUGCUGGAAAUUUCUCCUGGGUUUUGCUGGGGUCAAACAUGCCAGCCUCCAAGACCCCAUCCUGACGUCUCCCACAUUUCUGGUACUGGAGUGUGCAGGGUGUAGGAGCUGCACGUGGGUGUGAGAAUGGGGCCCAUGGACUCGAUGGGGCAAGUGUGUGACUAGGUGUGUGCGUAGGGUGCAGACACAUGGGUGUCGCCCUAUGCGUUCAGUGACUGUGCGUCCAGACGGUUCAGCAGCCCCACCCACCCUGGUCCUCCCAGGCAGCUGUCCCAGGGGCCCAGGCCUGCCUUGCACCACACCCCUCAGGGAAUCCAGCAAGGAGCCCCCUGCAGGUUGGUUCAGGCCCCUAGGCAGCAAAACAGAGAUGACAGGACCCCCACCUCCUCCAGUGCUCCCUCCUGACCCCCUGCCCUCUCUGUGGAGGCCUGGGACCCCUGCAAUAAGCUCCAUAUGGGCAAGGCUGUCCCUGUGCCUUGCAAUGCCCCACCCUCUGCCCCAGGUCACCCCUGCCAGGGUCCCUCCUGGGGUUCUGGGCUAUUCAAGGGGCUCUUUGAUGGGCCAGGCCGGCCAGAGUGAACUCCGAGCACUUUCUGGCUGGACCCCCGCCUCUGUACUCCCCACUCAUUCCCACCUUGAAAAAGGGCUAUAGGUCCCCUGCCCUGCCUGGGUCCAGUUUACAAACAGUGUGGGGUUGUCCCAGGGCCUGGCCCCGCUCUCCCCGCUGUGCCCACUCCUCUCCAGACCCCACCUCCCCAGUGGGUACGGGCCCUCCACAUGCCAGGUAAGUAGCAAACCCCCCUCCCUCCAAGGGCCAGGUCUCAGAGAAGGCCCGUCACUGCCCCCGGCCCACCUGGAGCCCAUUGGGGCUGCCUCUCCCAGCUGCGACUUCUUUUGCCUUAGGCCUUGAGACAUCCUGAUCUCUCCUGCAAUAACAAGGAAUCGAGAUUCCACAGUAGACGUCCCUUGCCGUGCGCUCUCUCUCUCUCUCUCUCUCUCUCUCUCUCUCUCUCUCUCUCUCUCUCUCUCUGUCUCUCUCUCUCUCUCUCUCUCUGUUAAGAUCCUGUUCCGGAGUUUCCCCUGCCAUCGUAGUAUCUAGUAUGUUAGAGUUGGGAGGGGACCGUAGUUACGACGUAGCCCAGCCACCUCAUUCCCAGAGGCACCCAGAGGGCCAGCCACCAGCCUGACCCCAAAGCAGAACUGGAACACCAGGUUGAGGCCCUGCUGCUGCCACCUCUGCUGGUCGGGCUGGGACCCUUUUGCCCCUUAGGAGAGGUGUUGGUCACAGAUGUUUACCUCAGUUUAUGUCACUGUCGAAGAAACAAAAAUAAUAGCAAAAAAUAAUACUGUAGAAAUGAAGACUUAGAAGACAAAAAAAAAAAAAAAAAAGCCACACACACACAAAAAAUCUCCCCGUUCCGAUUCUUCUGUGAAGGUACAGUGUGUAUGUAUGUGUGUGUGUGUGUGUGUGUGUGUCUGUGUGUGCCCCCGUGUCUCCAUCCCACCCCGGGCAGGCCGGGGCAUCCCAACCCCUGUCCCAGCCCCUGUGUCCCCCACACUGCCCCUGUCCUUCGGUGCUUCCCAGAGACCCCUCUGAGCUGGCCUGUGGGGUGCGGGGAGCCCCCUGGGUGGGAGGCAGGGCCACAGGUCAGCUAGAGGGUCUCCACCAGGCCCUCCGAACAGAGCCCACAGCUGCCCAAUGUUCCCUGAGCCCACGCUGUGGCCAGUGGGACAGUCCUGGUGGCUGGCAUCAGCGUCCAUGCCUGGCUCAGGGCCUGGGGCGGGGUCCCGGCCCCGGAGCCCCAGACCCUCAUGUCUUGCCACCCUUCCCCCAUGUGUUUGUAAAUAUUCUGGCAUCCUUUAGCCCUGAGGUUUUUAAAUGUGUUAUUUACUUCUCUAAACAUGACGAUUGCUAUAAAAUAAACGUUUAGAAAAAUGA